Messenger RNA from Gamsiella multidivaricata, 1752 nucleotides. Its product is annotated as WD40-repeat-containing domain protein. Gene Ontology annotation, biological process: mRNA splicing, via spliceosome. The coding region runs from base 1 to 1752 and encodes 583 amino acids. Gene Ontology annotation, cellular component: catalytic step 2 spliceosome. The record is from RefSeq and is a predicted model, not a curated record. The transcript is spliced from 5 exons. Gene Ontology annotation, molecular function: mRNA binding; protein binding. NCBI's taxonomy places the organism in Eukaryota, Fungi, Mortierellomycota, Mortierellomycetes, Mortierellales, Mortierellaceae.
AUGGACUUGAUUGCACACGGCUACGGUUCCAGUUCAUCCGACAGUGAGGGUGAGUCCUCGUCACAGCAACCCGCGUCCAAGGUCGCAAAGAUCGUCAAUGUCGCGCCCGAUGUCAGCCUGGAGGAUCCAAAUUACUCGCGCCAUAUCUAUACCAACCCCACAGAUACAACCCUCGCCGUCAACUUGCCCUACGAAUCCAUGCUCCAACCCGUUCAAGGUCCACAGAACCCAUUCGCAUCCAACGACGUUCAAGUCCGCCGGAAUGUCUGGACGGGACAUGUGGAGGAAAAUAUGCUUUCGGACUACGACUUUCGAACCCAACAACAAUCCUAUGCUGCUUUUGGAUUUGCAAAGGAUCCCAGUAUUCUGACCGUUGCCAAUAACGGACAGAGUGGAGCUGGCAUCAAUGGAACAGGAUUUGUUGGAAAUGUUGAAAAAGCACAGGUCAUGGAUGGUGCAACGAUAUGGGACAAGGUACCAAAACACCUUAGGAACAACGUUAACCAACGCAAACGCCAGACCCGCGGCGACCCCUCACUACUGGAGGGUGAGAACGCCUACAGAGGUCCCUGGGCCGCCUACGAAGGCGAGCGGAUCGGUGAAAUCAGCGGUCCUACAGAAGAAGAGCGGGAAAAGCACGAGAAGAGUGUUCAGGCCGCAGAGGAGGAGAAGGAGAAACGAGGCAAGGCCGUGCCUGCGAAACCGAUCGCUACAGGAUCCGAAAAGACAAUAUUUCAUGGCAAGGACGAGCACGAUUAUAUGGGAAGGACGUAUAUGCAUGUACCAAUGGAUCUUGAUGUCAACUUGUUGGGCGAGCCAGGCACAAAGGAGUGUUUUGUUCCGAAGCGGUUAUUGCACACUUGGACAGGACAUACCAAGGCUGUUUCGGCUAUCAGAUUUUUUCCAAAGUCGGCGCAUCUGCUCCUUUCUGGAAGCAUGGAUUCUAAAGUCAAGAUCUGGGAUGUAUACCAUGAUCGCCGGGUCUUGCGUACAUACAUCGGCCAUUCUAAGGCUGUCCGCGACGUGACCUUCAAUAAUGAUGGCACUCGGUUCAUUAGUGCCUCGUACGACCGCAAUAUGAAGCUCUGGGAUACUGAAACAGGGACAUGUAUCUCGACCUUUACCACCAAGAAGAUCCCUUAUGUUGUCAAAUUCAAUCCGGACGAGGACAAGCAGAACGUCUUUCUGGCGGGUUGCUCAGAUCACAAGAUUUAUCAGUUCGAUAUUAACACUGGUGAGGUCAUUCAGGAAUACGAUCAGCAUUUGGGAGCCGUCAACUCGAUUACAUUUGUGGACGACAAUAGGCGGUUCGUGACCACGUCCGAUGACAAGUCGUUGAGAGCUUGGGAGUAUGACAUUCCAGUCGUCAUCAAGUACAUCGCAGAACCCGACAUGCAUUCCAUGCCUGCCGUCGCCUUGAGUCCCAAUCAAAAAUGGCUGGCAUGUCAAUCUCUCGAUAACCAGAUCUUUGUGUACGGUGCCAAGGACCGAUUCCGCCAGAACCGUAAGAAGCUAUUUACGGGUCAUAUGGUUGCAGGAUACGCGUGUCAGCCCUCGUUCUCGCCCGAUGGUCGGUACCUGUCCUCGGGAGAUUCGGAGGGUAAUCUGUGGAUCUGGGACUGGAAGACGUGUAAGGUCCACAAGAAGUUUAAGGCACAUUCGGAAGUCGUGAUUGAUUGUGCGUGGCAUCCGCAUGAGACUUCGUUGGUCGCUACGGCAUCGUGGGAUUCAACCAUCAGGUUGUGGGUGUAA